UGCACAGUGCGCAUCCGCACUCUGCAGUCCCCAAACCCAAACCCUCCACCGUUUCGCCUGCUAGCUCCCCUGAUCUGCGCGGUGGCCAUGGCGGCGGCGGCGGUUCACCCUAGGGGAGCCAAGAAGACGAUAUCUCCCGAUGUCGACCGGAUCAGCCUCCUACCCGACGAGAUCCUCGGCGCCGUCAUCUCCUUCCUCCCCACCGAUGCCGCCGCGUGCACCGGCGCCCUCUCCCGCCGCUGGCGCCACCUCUGGGGCUCCUCGCCCCUCGACCUCGACGACCGCCACAUCCCCGGCCCCAGGGACUGCCCCGACCGCGCCGGGGCCGUCUCCAAGAUCCUCUCCGAGCACCAGGGCCCGGUGCGCCGCCUCCGCAUCGAGAGCAUCGGCGACCCCGACCUCGGCGCGUGGCUGCGGUCCCCGGCCCUCGACAAGCUCCAGGAGAUCGACAUCGAUGCGCCCAGGUACUCCGAUCCGCUGCCGCUGACCACGCUCCGCUUCGCGCCGGGCCUCCGCGUGGCCAGGUUCGUCGGCUGCUCGUUGCCCGGCGCGCUGGACGUCGUGGAUGCGCCGGCGUUUAGUUUCCCGCGGCUGAAUCAGCUCGCCCUGGUCUCCAUUUACAUGCGGGAGCGCGCCCUCCAUGGCCUUUCACCAUGCCGUACAUCACGGUAAUCUCGGCACCAAAGCUGGAGAUCUUGGGCUCAUUGGUAGACGACUUCUCUAGAUUCAGGCUACCGUCCACAGUUUCUCAGGAAAUGGUUGCUGACAACUUGAAAAUGUCGAUGCUCAGUGUGAAGGCUUUACAUCUCACAUCUUGUGGCCCUAAUCUCAAUUCAGUCGUUGUCUUCCUCAAAUUCUUUCCAUGCUUGCACAAGUUGUAUAUCACGGUGUUUUUCUUCUUUGGUGCCUUUUUUAGCAUUAUUAAUUUCUUUUCCACGUGUUCAUGUAGUGCCCUGCGAAUACUUGUCGCACUUUGACAUGUAAAAGUUUCUUAAAUUCCGGCCUACUAGGUAUUAACUUUGUAAAUCGUUUUAUACUCUUUUCAGACAUCUCCGCAGUCGGCCAUGGAAAAUGCGUAUCAGCUUGACCCACAAGAUCCUAUUGAAUGCCUUGACCAUCUCAGAGAAAUAGUGUUGCAGUGCUACGUGGGCAAAGAAACAGAUGUUAACUUUGCCAAGUUCUUUGUUCUGCAUGCUAAAGCACUCGAGUUGAUGAAAUGUGGUGUCAAUGAUGUAUGCACAGAGGAAUGGAGAGCUGAUCAGUACAGGCGUCUGCAGUUUGACUGUAGGGCUUCUCAGAAUGCUCAGUUUGAUUUUAGAUCUGAUUUUAGCCGUAGAAUUGCUAUAUGUUUCCAUGAUAAUCAGAUCCUGUCCAUGGCUGAUCCCUUUGAAAGCUCUUGCAUGCUUUGUAGAAAAGGUUGGUCAGUUUGAUGCUCCCAUGGUAGAUUUUCCCAUCUUUUCUUUUGUGCAAACAUGACAAUAUUUCUUUUAUAUAUGUAAUGCCUCCCAACUUCUUAUUAUGCACUUCUCUUAUUCA
Molecule: messenger RNA, 1536 nt
Organism: Triticum aestivum (bread wheat)
Lineage: Eukaryota; Viridiplantae; Streptophyta; Magnoliopsida; Poales; Poaceae
Product: FBD-associated F-box protein At5g38590-like
Exons: 2
Coding region: 88-672 (194 amino acids)
Molecular function (GO): protein binding
Source: RefSeq, a predicted model, not a curated record